ACACACACACACACACACACAGACAUAAACACACACACACACACACAAACACACACACACACACACACACACACACACACACACACACACACACACACACACGUACUGACCCACAAACCUGUUUUGUUGAGACAAACACAGUUUAUAAAGAAGGGAGCAGGAUAAAAGAGAAGGAAAGAAGGAAAGGAGGAAGGAAAGGAGAGAUUGAAGGAGAGAGGAAGUUUGGAAAAAGAAAGUCGGAGAAGAAAUUCAGAAGGUCUGAAGUUCAGACACAGAUCCAGACUUCAGAAGUGAAGAUGGUUCCUUUGGGUCUGACCAGGAAUCAUCCAAUCAGGAGACAGCGUGAUAAAGAGUAUGGAGAGAAGGAGGAGGAGGAGCUUCAUCUGGACCUCCAUCAGGACCUCCAUCAGGACCUCCAUCAGGACCUUCAUCAGGACCUCCAUCAGGGGCUCAGACCUCCAUCUGGACCUCCAUCAGGGGCUCAGACCUCCAUCUGGACCUCCAUCAGGACCUCCAUCUGGACCUCCAUUUGGACUUCCAUCAGGACCUCCAUCAGGACUUCCAUCAGGAGCUCAGACCUCCAUCAGGACCUCCAUCAGGACCUCCAUCAGGAGCUCAGACCUCCAUCAGGACCUCCAUCAGGACCUCCAUCAGGACCUCCAUCAGGACCUCCAUCAGGACCUCCAUCAGGACCUCCAUCAGGACCUCCAUCUGGACCUCCAUCAGGACCUCCAUCUGGACCUCCAGGUCCUAAUGGUUGGAGAUCUGAGGAGGAUUUCCGUGUCUGUAUGAAGGUCAGAAAACAAACAUCUGAGACACUGACCAGAGGAGGAGACCAGAGAGAAGAUCUGAGAGACGAUCUACAGAGAAACUCAGAGAGAAAAGGAAGUAAAUAA
This is a messenger RNA of Xyrichtys novacula (pearly razorfish), 896 nucleotides long. The record is from the annotation of a GenBank genome assembly. Lineage: Eukaryota; Metazoa; Chordata; Actinopteri; Labriformes; Labridae.